AUGCGAAUGACGCCGGUGUAUUGGCCAGCGCUGGAGGAACUUGUCGUGUGUCGUUCUCGUUGGGUCUAUGCCCAACGCAAUUACGGUCUAGCUCCAUACAACGCAGAGGCAGCGACUGUGCUGGAGAACGCUUUCGUGUAUUACUUGGGGUUCUACCCGCUGGAGAAGCAGCGACUGAUGGAUAUCGAGGCGCAGAAACCGCGCGGCCUCUUUAGCUCCCGUGCUGGUCUAAGUGAGGCGGUUUUGGCAGCUCGAGUUGAGAAGGACUGCACCCUUAGCAUUCCUGUGGAAGGCCAUUUGGUAGAGUUUAAAGGCUUGCAGGACAUCAUGCAGUACAAGCGUUUGCUGGCUGGAACGACGCCAUUUACGAGUAAGCGUCGUGUGUAUCGAGGAAACCCGCGUGUUCGUGCUGAUCCCACUACCUUGCAGCGUUGGAAAGAUGCCAUGGAAUGUGAUCCAGCUACAGGCAAUGCGCUGAAGAUCACGGAGGAUGACAAAGAUAUCGAAGAAGAGAUUGAGCAUCUGGUACUGAUUGUACAUGGAAUCGGUGAUGCAUUGAAGACGCUCGAUCUGAUCAAUGUCGUAACGUUACGCUCCAUCAUUGACUGCUCUACGACGCUGCGGGAGGUGACAACAAAGAAAAGGCAACACGCCAACCGCGAGUGGAAUUCUUGCCCAUUGAGUGGCACUCGAAGCUGCACAUGGAGGGUUUGGAUCAACUUAUCCGAGACGUGA
This is a messenger RNA of Phytophthora infestans T30-4, 735 nucleotides long. RefSeq lists its product as uncharacterized. NCBI's taxonomy places the organism in Eukaryota, Oomycota, Peronosporomycetes, Peronosporales, Peronosporaceae. The record is from RefSeq and is a predicted model, not a curated record. Bases 1 to 735 code for a protein of 244 amino acids. The transcript is spliced from 2 exons.